Molecule: messenger RNA, 1236 nt
Organism: Lycium ferocissimum
Lineage: Eukaryota; Viridiplantae; Streptophyta; Magnoliopsida; Solanales; Solanaceae
Exons: 2
Coding region: 1-1236 (411 amino acids)
Source: RefSeq, a predicted model, not a curated record
AUGUCUACCCCUGCAUACUACCUAAAAGGGCAUGACAGAUAUUGCCAAAUGAGACCUCUCAUUUGGGAUCCAUGGUUCAAUCCAAAAGAAGAGACUUCAAGGGCUGUAGCUUGGAUAAGUUUCCCUGAACUGCCUCCAAAUUUCUUUGCUAAAGAGGCAGUGUUUUCCAUGGCAACUUCAGUUGGAAAACCUUUAACUGUUGAUCUGGCCACAGCAAACAAAACAAGACCAAGCUGCGCAAAAGUCAAAGUUGAGGUUGAUUUAUUAGCAACACUUCCAAAGAGGAUAAACAUUGCUGAAGAGGAUGAAUCAGGAAUAAUAAAAUCAAAAUGGGUAAGGAUUAAUUAUGAUUACUUACCAAAAUAUUGCAAACACUGUAAACUCCAAGGUCAUGAGGAGAUGGAAUGUAGAGUGCUUAAUCCUGAACUGGCGAAGCAAUACAGAGAAGAAUUAAGAAAAGAAAAUGCAGAAGUUGUUUCUACAGAAACACAAAAUAAAGAAGGCUUUCAAGGGAGAAGGGGAUGGUACAAUCUUUGGACAUUGUCAAUCGAAGCAGAUUGCCAAGAAGAUACUAGAACAUGGAUUGAGAAGAGUUUCUAUAUCCACAAAAGCCCUGCAAAGGAAGCAGCCAACAAGCCACAUGAAACAAAACAACCAAAAGGGGACAACAUGGUAGAUAGAGAUGGAAAACAUAAUAAGAACAUGGAGAAACCAAGGGAACAACAGAUAGUAAAUGAUGAUGCUGAGGGUAUUUUACUUGAUGAGUCCCAAAUGCAAACACCAGGCAAAAAUAUUCAAACAAAACAUGCAACAACAAGUCAUCAAGGGGAGGAAGAUGAGCAUAAUAAUAAGAGUACACAUCAAUCCAGUGUGAACGGCAGCAAGACAACAACCACAAGCAAAGGGGAGAAAUUACUAUCUGAUGCACAGGUUAAUGUGGAGAAAUUUCAAACUCCAUAUCUAAAUCAGAUAUUGCAGGGAAAGGAGAGUGAUAGUCAAAGCAAAACAGUGGCACAACAGGAGAAUCAUAGCAGAUGGGAUUUGAAGAGCCAUGAGGAAUAUGAACAAAUAGGGGAUAGUAGUACUAACAAUAUGGAAAAUGAGGCAAGCAAUCAGGAGAAUGUAGCAGGGAAACAAAAGGAUAAGGAAAUACAUGAUCUUAACAUGGUGCAGCCUGAAGAAGACAAAUCAGAAGUAUUAGGGCAGAUAACAGUGUGGGAGGAGAUUCCAAAAUAA